Messenger RNA from Sorghum bicolor (sorghum), 1370 nucleotides. Its product is annotated as transcription factor MYB30. Bases 11 to 1162 code for a protein of 383 amino acids. Lineage: Eukaryota; Viridiplantae; Streptophyta; Magnoliopsida; Poales; Poaceae. The transcript has a single exon. The record is from RefSeq and is a predicted model, not a curated record. Gene Ontology annotation, biological process: response to auxin.
UACGCUCUUCAUGGGAGCAGACCUGCUAGCUACAAUUAACAUAGCCACAGGUAGAGGUAGAGAGGGAGCAGCCGGCGCCGCCAUGGGCAGGCCACCGUGCUGCGACAAGGAAGGGAUCAAGAAGGGGCCAUGGACGCCGGAGGAGGACAUCAUCCUGGUGUCCUACAUCCAGGAGCACGGCCCGGGCAACUGGCGCUCCGUUCCCAUCAACACGGGGCUCAUGCGCUGCAGCAAGAGCUGCCGCCUCCGGUGGACCAACUACCUCCGCCCCGGCAUCCGCCGCGGCAACUUCACCCCGCACGAGGAAGGCAUCAUCGUCCACCUCCAGUCCUUGCUCGGCAACAGGUGGGCCGCCAUUGCUUCUUACCUCCCGCAGAGAACCGACAACGACAUCAAGAACUACUGGAACACCCACCUCAAGAAGAAGCUCAAGAAGCACCAGGCCAUCGGCGCCAUCUUCGCGCCGCCGCCGCCUCCCGCAUCCGACUCCUCCUCGUCCUCGUCCAUCGUCGUCAUGCCCACCACCACCGUCGGCGGCGGCGGCGGAGGCUGCCAUGUCCACCACCACCACCGUGACAUGCUCGGCGGCGGCACCAAUCUCCUCGUCUCCAGGGACAGCUACUACGCGCGCCCAUCAGGAGGAGCAGGCUGCUGCAGCAACCCAGCCGAGGUCGCCCAGCUCAUCGCCCGGCGCUCGCCGUUCGCCGCCGACGGUGGUGGCGACAGCUCCUCGUCGUCGUACGCCUCCAGCAUGGACAACAUAUCCAAGCUGCUCACCGGCUUCAUGAAGCAGCAGCAGAGCUCCCCGUCCCCCGACGCCGCCGCAGCUGCCGACAUCAAGCCCUCCUCGGCCGCCCAUGUCAACAACCACCAUGCUCUGCUGUCGUCGUCGUCGUCGUUCCAUCACAUGUCCGCCGCCGGCACCGGGAGUGGUACGCCACCUGCAGCAGCCUGCUUCAACGACAUGACGAUGCCGUCGCCGCCGCAUGUGCAGCAGCAGGCGGCGCUGAUGGGGCAUCACGGCGGCUACGACGACGACCCCAGGCAGGCGUCCCCGCUGUCUCCGAUCGAGAAGUGGCUGUUCGAAGAGGCCGCCGAGCAGGUCGGCGACCUCAUGGAUCUGUCCGAAGACUGCUGCUCAUCAGUUCCGAUGAUGUUUUAGAUCAAAAGCAAAGAAGAGAAGAGAGAUCAAUAAUAUACUAUAUGACAGCCCCCCCCCAAUAUACACAUCAGUUAUUAGUUAGGUUAUAAUUUGUUGCUGCAUGCAAGUUACUUUUUUUAGAACAAAGUUACAUAUAUUUGUUGUCACAUAUAUUAUACCAUAUAUGGAUGCAUGCAAGCAUGCAUGAGACAAGACAAGAUAUAUACAC